CUAACCCUAACUGUAACUCCCGAAUGUCAAAAACUUAUUGGUUUUCGACAUACCGGAUGUCAUAAAUUUUUGUCAAAACUCAAACUCAAAUAGAAAAUUAACAACUAUUUUCGGUUCUCGAAUUCAAAUUGCAUUUUGAAACUGAGCUGGGAUUUUAUAAUUUUAAAUAACAUAGUUUCACAUAUUUGAUUUCUUCUUAUCUACCUAUAUUGGAAUAAUAGUUUUAAGAAUGUCAAACUUAGAAAAGGAAGUUCGAGAUUUACGUGAGCAGAACCAUGAAUUGGUCCAGGCAGUGCAGAAUUGGAAGAUGGUUGCUGGAGAAAAAGAAAAGCAUAUAUUAAAGCUAACAAAAGAGACUAAUGACUUAAGGAUUCAAAUAAGCAUACUAAGGAAUAAAGGUAGUGCCUGUGCACGAAAACUAGAAACUGCUUUGCAAAUAAUUAGCGAAACAGCAUUAACGCAUCUAGUGCAAGGAUCGAAUGCUGUUGCAAGUAUAAUGGAGCUAAUGAAAAACUAUAUGAUAGAGAGAGAAGAAAUAGAAAUCUCUUCACGCCAGUCUCUAAUUGACACCACUCCAAAUACUGAGAGAGUGCAAAGAGUUCCUCCUUUAAUGCUGGGAGGAAAAUCUAUACAGCCUGUAGUAUCAUUAAGUCGUGCAAUGUUACCUAAUAAUAGUUUGACAGGAAGUCAAGGGUCAAAUGAAAAUCACAGUGGACAAGUUAGACCCUUGCCAAUGCGGGUAUUACAAGAAAUUUACAUACCGCUUACAAGGAUAGAUGCCGAUAUGACUCCUCCUGACAUAGAAAAUAAUCAUGACACUAGUGUGGAAGACAUGGGAUUAGAUGAAAGUGAUGAAUCUGAAGAAGAGGAUGGAGGAGGAGGAGGAGCAAACACACCAAGAGAUGAUAGAAGAGAAGAAUUAAGCAUUCUCCUAGAAGAAUCUGAAGAAAGCAGAACACCGUCAAUAGCUGAUCCAUUGGAAGGCCCUAGCCGAUUACUUGAACCUCCUAAUUUUAAUGGCCCUAGAGAUCAGUCUACGCGUGAAUUUUCGCCAACAAUGCGCCGGCGCAGACGCAUUUCAUCACCGAGUACUGUGGAAGCGUCGCCUAUUCUCAUGCCCCAUCAUGUUAUACCGAGAGCAGAUCCAUUGGAAGGCCCUAGCCGGUUACUUGACUCUCCCAAUUUUAAUGGCCCUAGAGAUCAGUCUACGCGUGAAUUUACGCCAACAAUGCGCCGGCGCAAACGCAUUUCAUCACCGAGUACUGUGGAAGCGUCGCCUAUUCUCAUGCCCCAUCAUGUUAUACCAAGAGCAGAUCCAUUGGAAGGCCCUAGCCGGUUACUUGACUCUCCCAAUUUUAAUGGCCCUAGAAAUCAGUCUACGCGUGAAUUUACGCCAACAAUGCGCCGGCGCAAACGCAUUUCCUCACCAAGUGCUGUGGAAGCGUCGCCUAUACUUAUACCCCGUCAUGUUAUACCGAGGCAUAAGACGCAUGGUCGCAUUCUAAAGGUUGUAGUCGCAAAAAUGAGGUUUGAUAACGACAAUGCAGGGUUGUCCCCUCUAAGGAAAGAGAAGAUGGAGGCAAGAAAGUCAGAUAAAAACGGAUCCUCACAGGACAUAGAGACGUGCGAAAAACCCAGCUCAUCUCCAGAUGAACCGCUCUCUCCGUGGCAAAAUACCAAUUCACCGCGAGAUAAAAGUGUCCCACCUUGGGAACGACCUGGCUCAUCUAAAGAUAAACACGUUUCGCCCUGGAAUAAUCCCGAGUCAUCCCGAGAUGGUUCACCCUGGAAUAAUAAUAAGCAAUCCGGAGAUGGUUCACCCUGGAAUAAUAAUAAGCAAUCCGGAGAUGGUUUACCCUGGAAUAAUAAUAAGCAAUCCCAAGAUGGGUCACCCUGGGAAAAACCUGGUCCAUCUCGAAAUGAAAGCAAUUCCCCUUUCGAGAAAGCCGGUUCAGCUUUACAAAAAGCAAACACAUCGCUAGAAAAUGAUUGCGUAAAUGAAGUUUCACCUCACUUGCCAUCGCAGGAAAGUGAAGAUGGAAAUUCACAUAAACCACUAUUGAAAUAUAGAUGUCAGAAAAGGACCGUGUCCCGAGAUAAUACAAGUUUUGGCGAAAGUAGCCCAUCGAACUUAAGAAUCCCCAUGAGGGUUAUGCAAGAUAGGCGGAAGCCAAAGACAAAAAAGGAUAUUUAUAGGUUUUCUACUGAUUCUCAAAACAGUGAAGAGUUUGAUGCGCCCAGCCCCAAUGGUUCGACGAACACUAGAGUCAUCGUACAAGAAGCUCGAGUAAAAAUGGACCUGGAAAGCCGCACUGCUGAGCGAAGUAAUACUAUGGAUAGUGUCAAUGACUCUAGUGAAGAUGUACCGAAGACAAGAACAAGGCGGGCGCGAAAACCUGUUGUCUAUAAGGAGAAUAUAAAAGGUAAACUUCGAAGGUGAUGCGAAGAUAUUUUACGGUUAGACUACUUUGUAAAUAUUAAUUAUCUAUUUAUAAUAUAAUUUGUUUAAUAAUCAACGUUUGUACUGAUCACUGUGAUAUAUUUAUUAUGAUGAAUUAUGUAAACGUCCUUAAUAUAUAGCUGUAGUGACUGAUUAACUCAGCUGGACAGCGUCAAGUGU
This is a messenger RNA of Pieris napi, 2620 nucleotides long. RefSeq lists its product as uncharacterized. Lineage: Eukaryota; Metazoa; Arthropoda; Insecta; Lepidoptera; Pieridae. The coding region runs from base 230 to 2440 and encodes 736 amino acids. The record is from RefSeq and is a predicted model, not a curated record. The transcript has 15 exons.